CCUGGGGGCGCCGCUGCAAGCUUUCAGCCAGAGAGGAGGGAGCAGUGGAGGGGCCCUUGGCACCUUCCCAGCCUGCGCCCAGAUGCUGCGAGCCCUGACCGGUGCCCUGCGCCUUCCACGCCCCUGGAGACCCCUUCAGACCCGCAGCUGCGCCUCCGAUGGGGCGGCUGGGGACCCGGAGAUCCAAGUGCGCGUCCUGGCAGGUCCAGACCAAGGAAUCACGGAGAUCCUGAUGAACAGACCAAGUGCCCGUAAUGCCCUGGGGAAUGUCUUGGUCAGUGAGCUUCUGGAAGCUCUGGCCCGGCUGCGGGAGGACCAGCAAGUACGCGUUCUGCUAUUCAGAAGUGGAGUGAAGGGUGUAUUCUGUGCAGGUGCAGACCUGAAGGAGCGGGAGCAGAUGAGUGAGGCGGAAGUGGGGAUCUUUGUCCAGCGGCUCCGAGGCCUGAUGAAUGAGAUUGCAGCCUUCCCGGCACCCACUAUUGCGGCUAUGGACGGGUUUGCCUUGGGUGGAGGCCUGGAACUUGCCCUGGCCUGUGAUCUCCGAGUAGCAGGUACUGGGCAGAAGAAGAGGUGGGACAGGGUGAGAAGGGAAGAAGUAAAGCAGGCUUCCUCGGCUGUCAUGGGGCUGAUUGAGACCACCCGAGGGCUCCUCCCAGGAGCAGGAGGGACUCAGAGGCUGCCUCGAUGUCUAGGGGUGGCCCUGGCAAAGGAGCUCAUCUUCACAGGCCGAAGACUGAGUGGUGCACAGGCUCAAGCCCUGGGGUUGGUGAACCACACUGUUCCCCAGAAUGAGGAGGGCAAUGCUGCCUACCACCGGGCAAGAGCGCUGGCCCAGGAGAUCCUGCCCCAGGCACCCAUUGCUGUGCGGCUGGGCAAAGUAGCCAUUGACAGAGGAAUGGAUGUGGACAUCGCAUCAGGGAUGGCCAUUGAAGGGAUAUGCUAUGCCCAGAACAUCCCCACCCAGGACCGGCUAGAGGGCAUGGCAGCCUUCAGGGAGAAGCGGCCCCCCAGAUUUGUUGGCAAAUGACUCCCAUUUAAGUAUGGGAGAUGCAAGCCAUCAAGGGCAAGAUCCACAAGGACAAUGAUAGAUAUAAAACAACUGGCAUGGUGUCUGAUACCAAGGUACUGACCAUGCCACUGACUGCUACCUUCGUUAUUCCUUAUCCUGGGGCUAGAUGACCACUGGGGUCAAGUUAGCUUUGGAGAAUAUCUGUCUCUCCCUAUUUGAAUGGUAAACUAAGGAUUAAAAUAGACCACUCUGGGUCUUUAUAUUAUUGACUCUCAGGCCUGGCCUGACCUCUGCCACUCAAUUAUCGGGUGCUCACCAGAGACAGCAAAAGGUUGUAAGAACCCUCCAGUUUCUUCCUCCAUACGAUAGGGAUAAUAUGGAAACCCUGGUCAUGGUAGAACAGGCAUCAGCAAUCAGACUGCAGAUCCCAGCUCUCCUAGUUAUUCAUUGUGUGCCUCAGCUUCUUCAGCUGCAAAAUGAAACUGUUAAAAACAAAAAAAGCCUAUGCCUCAUGUUCAAUAAAUGUGAGUUAUUAUUACUGUACAGUGCUCUUGUGAGAACCGGAUGAAAUCAUCACUGUGAAAACUUUUUGUAAACUAUAGGGUGGCAGGCAAUCUUUGAUGGCUGCAGUACACAGUGCUCUCAGGAGCACUGAGAAGGGAGCAGGUUAAGUCUGAAGGAGAGAAUGGAGGGUCAGGAAAUGGUCAGGUAACACUGGAGUGAAGCCUGAACGUUCAAUAGGCAUUUGAGGCAAAGAAAGGAAGGGUAAGGGAAACAGCAUGAGGGAAAGUGAGCAAGAGGAUGACACACUUAGAAAUGAUGGUGGCUGAUAAACACAUAUGCACACUAAGCCUCAUAGCCCUCCUCCUGUACCAAGGUAGGAAAAGAGAAGGCUGCAUCUUAAGCUGCGGCCUUAUGAUCAUUCUUUAACUCAUCUCAGCUUCCCCAGCUUAGGGCUGGCCUAGAGAUACUAAGCCAAGGGCAUGGAUACAUACCAGUAACAUUGUCGAUGUGCUGCUAAAUACAAGUGUGCCCAAGGCUGUGCUCAUUUCCUGGAAGGAAUAGUAACAGAGCCCAGGCCUUAGAAUCAGAAAAGAACCACAUUAGCUGGAGCCACGCAUUCCUUGUAACUACUCAGUAAAGUAACAAUGUUACUUAACCUCCUUUUUCUCAUCUGUUAAAUGGGGAGAAUACAACUUAUCUAUAUCAAAGGACUAUCAUGAAUGAAACAAAGUUCAGAGGGCUGCCUCAACAGGCACUAGUUCUUACCACAUCCUCCUAUCAGUAAGAGUUAGUAUCUGGCAACAGAAUGUUCUAAAAUACUAGAACCCAGGUCAGGAACUGAAGACAGCCUUUUGGAAUCAUGCAAAAGAGUGCAUACGAGAAAAUACAGUGCAGUUUCAGAACUGUGGAAGGAAAGAGAUUACAAAUUCUCCUUAUCUUGCUCACUGGUGAGCAAGAAUUUGAAUAUGAUUUAGAGUAAGGAUAAGCCUCAUUUGAUUCCAAAAGACAGUACACAGAACUCCAGUAAGAAUCGGGCCAGUUCGGAGUGCUGAGCGACCAGCUUUUGAUAUGGGCUCGGGUCAUGAUCUUGUGGUUUGUGGGUUCAAGCCCCACGUCAGGCUCUGCACUGACAGCAAGGAAUCUGCUUGGGAUUCUCUCUCCCUCUCUCAAAAAAUAAAAAAUAAAUUAAAAAAAAAAAAGUCUGGCCAGCUAAAGCACAAACAUCUAGUAUAAAAAUAGGCCACUAAUCAAAAAGGAAUAUACUUUUGUUCUUUGGAAAACUUAAACAGAGGAAUGGCAAAACACAUUUCGUUGGUUGUCAAUAAUAAGGAAGGAAUUCAUACUCUGUUCCACAGAGGUUUGCAAAGGACACAGACAGAAGCCUCUGAUAGUUUAUACUGCAGUUGAGGCUGGUUCUCAAAAGCCCAUUAUAUUUCUUGUCUUCAUGCUAGGUAAGAGCACUCUUGAAAUCUAUAGCAAAGUCUUUUUUCUGGCCCUUCCUCUUCUUCUCAGUUUUGGUCACAAUCCCAUUUAAAUCAAAACUUUGAGGGAUCAAGAUUUACAAUGCCCAUAUAAUCAUCAUCUAAACCCUCUACUCACAGUCAUCAAGUCCUACUAUUUUCCACCAGCACAUCCACUUACACAGAAUGUUAUGUUCAGUCUAGUGUGUAAAGUUGGAGCAAAAGAGGCCAAAAGCAGAAUACCCAAAAUUGUAAAAAAUAUAUUUUUUCCUUCCCUCUACCCCACAAGUGGAAGGUACUUUGGUAUUAAAAAAAAAAAAAA
Molecule: messenger RNA, 3295 nt
Organism: Lynx canadensis (Canada lynx)
Lineage: Eukaryota; Metazoa; Chordata; Mammalia; Carnivora; Felidae
Gene: ECHDC2
Product: enoyl-CoA hydratase domain containing 2
Exons: 10
Coding region: 83-1027 (314 amino acids)
Biological process (GO): fatty acid beta-oxidation
Cellular component (GO): mitochondrion
Molecular function (GO): enoyl-CoA hydratase activity
Source: RefSeq, a predicted model, not a curated record